Messenger RNA from Anneissia japonica, 594 nucleotides. RefSeq lists its product as uncharacterized. Bases 1 to 594 code for a protein of 197 amino acids. Gene Ontology annotation, molecular function: nucleic acid binding. The transcript has a single exon. Gene Ontology annotation, biological process: DNA integration. The record is from RefSeq and is a predicted model, not a curated record. NCBI's taxonomy places the organism in Eukaryota, Metazoa, Echinodermata, Crinoidea, Comatulida, Comatulidae.
AUGAAAGGACAUAAAAGCAUAAUUCCUAGCUCUGUCCAGUCAUCUACACAAAUACUACACAAAGGACAUCCUGGAAUAGAAGCUACAAAACGCAGAGCACGAGAAAUUGUCUAUUGGAGAUCAAUGUGCGAUGACAUAAGCAAGUUUGUGUCAUCCUGCCAGGUAUGUAAUGCCCUAAAGGCACAUCAAGCCAAGGAGCCCUUACUUUUACAUAACAUUCCAGAUCUACCAUGGACGAUUGUUGCCACAGAUAUAUUUGAGUGGAACAAUAAGCAUUACCUGGUACUCGUAGAUUCCUAUCCCGGAUGGUUUGAAAUGAAUACUUUAACUGACUUAACAUCAGCCACGGUAAUAGUAAAACUGAAGCGUCACUUUGCUACCCAUGGUACACUGCAGAUUCUCAUAAGUGACAAUAGAGGUCAGUAUUCAGGUCACCAAUUCAAACAGUUCGCAUCAGAAUGGAACUUUGUGCAUAUCACGAGUAGUCCUGAACAUGAUACCACAAAAUCCAACACAGAUUCAGCCAAGAGAACCCGAAGUGGACGAACUGUCAAACAAAAUCCCAAAUACAAUAGCUUUAUGUUUGCGCAGUAA